CCCCCGCCGUCCCUGCGUCCUCGGCUCCGGACAUCCCGGGGCCGCCCUGUUGGGACAUCCUGGUCUCGACAACAAUCUGCAAGAUGCUUCGGUGGCCCGGACCCCCGGGCCCGGCCUUUCACUCGGCACCCUAGCCGGCUGCCUGCGCGGCGUCCCAUUCCUUUUUCCUUCCCCAGUCUCGGCUCUGGCACCCUAACUAACCAUCUCUUCGGCCGGGAAAGCCGGGCAGGAUUCGCCUUCUCCCCAUCCGGCUUCGCUAGCGUCUCCUGCUUCUCUCCCCCGCCCCGUCGUCUUAGGAGAGCGCGCCUGGAAAACCCUGGGCGCAGCCGCCCCCGCCCCGGAGCCGGUUCCUGUGUCUGCCGCGGGGUUCUGGCGGGGAGGCGGUGGGGGUGGCGCGCGCGCGGUUCCGGCGGUCAGGGAAAUGAAAAGUGCGGGAGGCAGCGGCUGGAGUCUCCUCCCUUCCCUUUGGGUGUGCGAGGAGCAGCGCUGUGAGGAGGAAGUCUUCCCCCUGGCCAUGAACUACCUGGAUCGUUACCUGUCCUGUGUCCCCACCCCCAAGGCGCAAUUUCAGCUCCUGGGUGCGGUCUGCAUGCUGCUAGCCUCCAAGCUGCGCGAGACUACGCCCCUGACCAUCGAAAAAUUGUGCAUCUACACCGACCACGCUGUCUCCCCCCGCCAGAUGCGGGACUGGGAGGUGCUGGUCCUGGGGAAGCUGAAGUGGGACCUGGCUGCUGUGAUUGCCCAUGACUUCCUGGCCCUGAUCCUGUACCGGCUCUCUCUGCCCAGUGACCGACAGGCCUUGGUCAAAAAGCAUGCUCAGACCUUUUUGGCCCUCUGUGCUACAGAUUACACCUUUGCCAUGUACCCACCAUCCAUGAUCGCCACAGGCAGCAUUGGGGCUGCAGUGCAAGGCCUGGGUGCCUGGCCCGCAUCCGCAGAUGAGCUCACGGAGCUGCUGGCAGGGAUCACAGGCACUGAAGUGGACUGCCUGCGGGCCUGUCAGGAGCAGAUUGAAGCUGCACUCAGGGAGAGCCUCAGGGAAGCUGCCCAGACGUCCCCCAGCCCAGCACCCAAAGCCCCCAGAGGCUCCAGCAGCCAGGGGCCCAGCCAGACCAGCACUCCCACAGACGUCACAGCCAUCCACCUGUAGCCACGGAGAGGCCCCCUCCAGUGGCCACUGACAGCAGAGGAGGGUCCCUGCCACCCUCCCUCCCUGCAGGAACAAACCACGUCGCAUCUGCCACAACUGAAGUCUGGGGGGGCUCCUUCCUAUUUGCCCUUUGCUAAAGAGAAGGGGGCAGGUCCUGCCUAUCCCUGCCGUGUGCACUAAGGGGCCCGGCCAGCCACGUUUGGGUGGCUAGUCAAGCCCCUCCUUCUCCCUGCCUCUGACCAGCUCAGCUCCUUCCCUGGUUCUGGCUGGGGGUGGGUCAGCUGGUCAGAGACAGAAUUGAAGAAGGUAAAAUAGAUGUAACCAGCAUUCCUUAUUGAGGCCCCCUGUCUCUGGGGCUCUCACGUUCUCAACUGCCAAAAUGCCCUGGUGCCUUAUAAAGGUGCUGCACCUUCUAGAGUCACUGCAUUUGGAUUGGGGUCUUUCUGAAGAAAUUUCUGAUAUUCUGAGGGGACACAGUCUGGACAGCUCUUCUCAACAUACUUUGGAGAGCCCUGCAUAAUCCGUGCGCACAGCUGCUCCUAGAGGGAGGGGCCCAGGCCUCUGUCAGAGAUUCCAGAAUCAACCAGUUCCUCCUCGCUUUGCUUUCUGCCCAGUUUCUCCUGUGAUUGAGGGGGGUCAGUGCUGAAGGAAGAGGUGGUUUUAAUUUAUUAAUUGUGUUGAAUACAACUGUAAGAGGGUGUGGUGGGGCCCACCAGCCCAAGUGGUGGUGACCCUGGCGGUUGCUGCAUCCCUCCUCUGCUACUGGCUAGAGGAUCUUUGUGACCGAGGAGCUGCUACGGCCUGGGAGGGGCCAGGCCCUCCUCUCCCUUUGGCCCUGUGCCCCGUCCUGCAUCAGGGGAUGAAGCAGGGGUGACCUGGAGGUGACCAAGCCCGCUGUCUGAAGAUGCAAACCCUGUUAACACAGGUCUUUCCUAAGGCCACAAGGUCCAGUUGCUGGCCCAGGACCAUCAUGCUACCUUAAUAAAGAUUGUGGAAUAAAGUUGG
Molecule: messenger RNA, 2155 nt
Organism: Myotis myotis
Lineage: Eukaryota; Metazoa; Chordata; Mammalia; Chiroptera; Vespertilionidae
Gene: CCND3
Product: cyclin D3
Exons: 5
Coding region: 422-1150 (242 amino acids)
Biological process (GO): positive regulation of G1/S transition of mitotic cell cycle; mitotic cell cycle phase transition; regulation of cyclin-dependent protein serine/threonine kinase activity
Cellular component (GO): nucleus; cytoplasm; cyclin-dependent protein kinase holoenzyme complex
Molecular function (GO): cyclin-dependent protein serine/threonine kinase regulator activity
Source: RefSeq, a predicted model, not a curated record